Xenopus laevis (African clawed frog) is the source of this 2402-nucleotide messenger RNA. It is a transcript of the gene parp16.L, whose product is annotated as poly(ADP-ribose) polymerase family member 16 L homeolog. The transcript has 7 exons. NCBI's taxonomy places the organism in Eukaryota, Metazoa, Chordata, Amphibia, Anura, Pipidae. The record is from RefSeq and is a predicted model, not a curated record. Gene Ontology annotation, cellular component: endoplasmic reticulum membrane. Gene Ontology annotation, molecular function: transferase activity; glycosyltransferase activity; NAD+ poly-ADP-ribosyltransferase activity. Bases 864 to 1820 code for a protein of 318 amino acids.
GUGCAAUGGAGGGUAGAGGGCGGCGAAGACUCACAGAAUUCCCCAAAUCCAUCCGGCCCAGGAUUGAUAUCCCUGCACUAAAGAUGGCAAAUGGGGCAAACCUUUGACUAGAAUUAGUAAACAACGUACAGCAUCUUAUUAUUGCAAUAGCUGGCUCUUUCAGUGAUAAAAUAAAGCAACAGAGAGCAGAAGUCCUAUAAUAAAAUGUGCUUAGAGACUUUAGAACAGGGCUGACCCCCUAUUUUAUGUUUAUUAGUGGAACAGAACAAAUGGUGUACAAUCUGGGGGAAAAGGCAACACCAGGGAAAUGUAUUGUGCAGUAUAUAAUGGUGGGACCACAAAAAAUGGUUUCAAACGAGGGAAAAAGUCAGGGAAUGUUAAACUGAGGUUUCACCUUCUAUAUUAUCCAGUGGAAACCCCAUGAAUCUGUUUGGAGGGCAUCUAUAUACAUCCAUUGCAGGACACUAGUAAAUCCUGCAGGCCCGGACUGGCAAUUGUGGGUUCUGGCAAAUGCCAGAGGGGCUGCUAUAAGGUCCCAUAGAAAGUCACUAUUUAGUGGGCUGGUGGGGGCUAUUUGGGCCCUAGUGUGGGCUGAUUGGGCCUCUGUGUACCUGAAAUACCAGGGCCUAUUUUGACUCUCAGUCCAGACAUGAUAUCCUGGUUUUAACUAUUAAACAGAAUCAGAUAUUUGGGCUCUGCAGGAGUAUCAUAACGUCAUUAGGGAUCUUGCUCACCUGUGUGACCAGCGACAUCUUCUCACGCUCCAUUGUGGAAGCAUAUGACAAGGUUUCUGAUCAGGGUUUUGUCAGCAUCACAUCUCCUAUUCUUGCAAAGCCUCUGAUCCCCAUGUGCUUGGACUAAAUAUGGUGGAGGAGAUCAUUACGAGGGAUCUGCUGUCAGCAGAUCUGAAAUGCAGCCUAUUUGUUGCAGCACUAAAGAGCUAUAAACGAGACUCUGUCUUGAGGCCGUUCCCUGCUUUGUAUACCAGCGACCAAUAUAAGGACUUUGAUGCUUUGAUUACAGAUUCGAGUGCCUUGCCCGGACUGCCUGAAAUCAUUCAAGAUAAAAACAACAGAGACCAAAAAGUACUUAACCUCCUCAGAUGGAUUUUAUCGGACAAGCUAUUUACUGUUAAGAGUGUGCCAAAGGAUAAGUAUGAGGAAAUCCAAGCCCUGCCAGGCUCUCCCAGUCAUGCCUUGCCCACUCCUGACUUCCUGUUUGAAUUAGAAUACUGCGAGAAGCUCAGCGCCAAGUUCCAGGAGACUCGCGGCGACAGGGACCUGAUCUAUGCAUUCCACGGCAGCCGACUAGAAAACUUUCAUUCCAUACUGCACAAUGGCUUGCACUGUCACCUCAAUAAGACCUCCUUGUUUGGAGAAGGCACAUACCUGACUAGUGAUCUGGGCCUUGCUCUUCUAUAUAGUCCCCAUGGACAGGGAUGGACAAGAAGUAUGUUGGGCCCUGUGCUGAGCUGUGUGGCCAUGUGUGAAAUGAUUGACCAUCCUGAUGUCAAGUGCCAGGCUAAGAAGAAAGAUUCCUCUGAAAUUGAUCGGAAGCGUGCAAGGGCACGGAACAGUGAGGGGGGAGAUGUGCCACAGAAAUACUUUGUAGUGACAAAUAACCAGCUGUUACGUGUAAAAUACUUGAUGGUGUACUCUCAAGAACAGCCUCGAAGAAGACCUAGGCAGCCAACAUGGUUCUCCAAACACCGGUUUGCUAUUAUGAUGACACUCUACCUGUUUAUACUGAUUCUUAUUGGACUAAGCAGCUCUAAAGCCUUCACCUAUCAUUGGAACCGACUUCUAGGCUGGAGACCAUGAGUUUUCCAAACCUACGGACCACACCACAUGCCUUAAUGAUGUAUCUGCUGUCCAGCAAUGCAUUUACUGUCCUUUUCCUACUCUGCACUUUGACUGGUCUAGUUGAAAACCAUUCCAAGACAUGGGGAAACUCUUCCUCUUGUUGGGUUGCCUAGUACCCUGUACUUGUCCUAGUGAGAAGAACCAUUCAUUUUAAUUAAAGAUUAUAACACUUACAAGACAAACGUGAGUAUUAGAUGCUAAAUAAGCAAUACAAACACAAGCAGGUAUUGAACAGACUGACAAAAAGAACUGCGCUGCUUGUUACAUCAUUUUGUAGCUAAGGUGGGUGCAAAAUACAUUUCUAACUGUCGAAAAGUAACUGUCGAAAAGAAAGUGUUAUGUCUUUGAAGCAGGGGAAAAACUGCUACAGUGUACUCAAAUGUUAUACAGUGGCGAAGCUUUUGUGAAUAUAUCUCAAUGAUAUUGAUUUGGACCAGUCACCUCUUACACCUGAGUCCAGAUCUACACUUAUUCCUAGGCUGUUACUCCUCCAGUAAACCAUCUAUACAAAAUAAAGGCAAUGCUAAUGUCCUCUUCCAA